AUGGAAGAUUCUACCAGUUUUCCUUUAGACCCUAGAGCUAAAGAGUUUGUACCACUAAACCCUAUUCUCUCCCGUCUCUACACUUCUCCACCGCCGCCGCCGCCUUUUCCCACGCCUCCUCCGUCGUUGUACGGAUUAUCUCCGACCGAACCAAGAGUUUUCACGUUCUUUAAUCUCCCGCAACCACAUCCUAUGAUGUUUUCUCCUCCUCCACCACCACCACCACGUCCGUAUUUUAACGGUGUUUCAGCCGUUCAACGGCUUCCUCUCCCGUCAAAGUCUCCCACGCGAUCUCUUUCUCUAAUCUCCGUACCUCGUGACGUCACCGAGUAUACGGUGAGACGCGACUUGGAGGUAUUCGGCGACGUGCGUGGCGUGCAAAUGGAGAGAAUCUGUGAAGGAAUCGUGACCGUCCAUUUCUACGAUCUACGUGACGCUAAAAGAGCUGUUCGAGAGAUUUGUGGUAGACACAUGCAGCACCAAGCUAAGCUCAGUGGUAGUAGUGGAAGUGUUUGGAGCUUAUUACCAUCUUCUUCAUCAUCGGUUCGUGGGUUUGUUUCCGGUAGACCCGUUUGGGCUCAGUUUGUAGUUCCGGCUACAAGCGCGGUUCCUAACGGUUGUAACCAAGGAACGUUGGUGAUAUUUAACUUAGACCCUGAAGUCUCUUCCAUUGCUCUCAGACAGAUUUUCCAAGUUUAUGGUCCCAUCAGAGAGUUGAGAGAGACACCGUACAAGAAACAUCAAAGAUUCGUUGAGUUUUACGAUGUAAGGGAUGCAGCGAAAGCGUUUGAUCGAAUGAAUGGUGAAGAGAUUUGUGGGAAGCAAGUUGUGAUCGAAUAUAGCCGACCAGGUGGGGUUAAGAACAAGUUCAUGUCAUUAAGGCAACCGCAUGUACUGUUUCAACCGCCACCAAUACUAGCUCCUCCUGUGAGGCAGUCUCUUGCUCUGGUGAAGGAUAAAAACAAGAAUGUGAGCGCUAGUAAUGGAGUUGAUGUUGUUGAAGCUUCUAUGGGUUCGUUGUGUAUCAAUGAUGAUGACGAUGGUAAGACCCGAGGAGGAGAGGAGUCAGAAACAAAGAGCAAGAACUUGGCUAAGUGGGGGAAGAAGAGACAGAUGAAGAGCAUGGAACUAAGUCAGUUUCUUAUCAGUGAAAAAACCAUGGAUGAUCCAAGUUGUAGAGAUACACGUACCACUUUGAUGAUCAAGAACAUACCAAACAAGUACAGUCAAAAGCUGCUGUUGAAUAUGCUGGAUAAUCACUGCAUUCACAUCAACGAAGCAAUCACCCAGGAAAGCGACGAAAACAAAGCUCAUCAUCAACCCUUUUCUUCUUAUGAUUUCGUGUAUCUUCCAAUGGAUUUCAACAACAAGUGCAAUGUUGGUUAUGGUUUUGUGAACAUGACGUCUCCGGAGGCAGCUUGGAGGCUUUACAAGGCGUUUCAUCUUCAACGUUGGGAGGUUUUCAAUUCUCGUAAGAUUUGCCAAAUCACAUAUGCGAGAGUUCAGGGUUUGGAGGAUCUAAAGGAGCACUUCAAGAGCGCCAAGUUCCCGUGCGAGGCUGAGCUUUACCUUCCGGUAGUUUUUUCGCCUCCACGAGACGGGAAGCAGCUAACGGAACCUGUCUCUGUCAACAUCAACCGUUGCACCGGACUCAAUAAUAGUAGUCAAGAUCACUCUGUGAGUGGAUCAAGUUGCGGUAGUGACCAUUAUAACAGUCAGGAAGAUCAAUUUUCGGGCAGUAGCAUAGACGGUGACCGGAGUCUCGCGGUGGGACCUGCUGAAAGGGACAAUAGAGGACUCCGUGCUAGCGAUGAUCACAUCUUGUAUAUCCCUCUGAUUGACGGGGUUUCGACACGUGAUGAUAUCUUCACCUUUCGUAUUGUGCCUGACUAA
Molecule: messenger RNA, 1893 nt
Organism: Eruca vesicaria subsp. sativa (arugula)
Lineage: Eukaryota; Viridiplantae; Streptophyta; Magnoliopsida; Brassicales; Brassicaceae
Source: the annotation of a GenBank genome assembly